GUGCGCACCGGGUCACCACCUCGGGCGCCCCUGUGGUGGCCCGCGGCCAGGGCGAGCGGGUGGCCGAGGGUCCGGGGGCGCCGUGGGGGUUCGAGCCCGGAGCCCCGGCACCCGCCGGACGGCGCAGCUCGGGGCGCGGUGGGAGGCGGCGAGGCGGGGACCGGGCGGGGACCAGGCGGGGGCGGAGCGGAGCUUCCCGCCUCCUCGUCGCCUCCGUCCUCCCACUCAGAGCCGCCGCCUCGGCCCGGCUGAGCAGCGGGAGUCCGCGGCGCCCGCUAGCCGCCGCGGGAUGGGGAGCUAGCGCCACGGCGGCCGCGGUGGCCGCAGCGCAGCCAGCCGCCGCCCCCGGGCCUGUCCCGCCGGGUGCUCCGGGAACCCCAAGCCCGGCCCCGAGCCAGGCCCGCGGGCGGCGGCGGCGGAGGAGCUGGGCAGGUGUGUGCGGCUGGAAGAUGGCGCCCUCGGGCCCGGGCAGCGUGAGACGGCGGUGCCGGCGGGUGCUCUACUGGAUCCCGGUAGUGUUCAUCAGCCUGCUGCUGGGCUGGUCCUACUACGCCUACGCUAUCCAGCUGUGCAUAGUGUCCAUGGAAAACAUUGGUGAACAAGUUGUGUGCCUCCUGGCUUAUCAUCUACUUUUUGCAAUGUUUGUCUGGUCAUACUGGAAAACCAUUUUCACGUUGCCCAUGAAUCCUUCAAAAGAAUUCCAUCUCUCUUAUGCAGAGAAAGAAUUGCUGGAGAGAGAGCCAAGAGGAGAAGCGCACCAGGAAGUUCUGAGGCGAGCGGCCAAAGACCUUCCCAUCUAUACCAGGACCAUGUCCGGAGCAAUCCGAUAUUGUGACAGAUGCCAACUUAUAAAACCAGACCGCUGCCAUCACUGUUCCGUCUGUGAUAAAUGUAUUUUGAAGAUGGAUCAUCAUUGCCCAUGGGUGAACAAUUGUGUCGGAUUUUCAAAUUAUAAAUUCUUCCUCCUUUUCUUGGCUUACUCUUUGCUGUACUGCCUUUUCAUUGCUGCUACAGACUUACAGUAUUUUAUCAGAUUUUGGACAAAUGGUCUGCCUGAUACUCAAGCCAAGUUCCAUAUUAUGUUUUUAUUCUUUGCUGCAGCUAUGUUUUCUGUCAGCUUGUCCUCUCUGUUUGGUUAUCAUUGUUGGCUAGUCAGCAAAAACAAAUCAACAUUAGAGGCAUUCAGAAAUCCAGUGUUCAGACAUGGAACAGAUAAAAAUGGAUUCAGCUUGGGUUUCAGUAAAAACAUGCGACAAGUUUUUGGUGAUGAGAAGAAGUACUGGCUGCUACCAAUAUUUUCAAGUCAAGGUGACGGCUGUUCCUUUCCAACUUGCCUUGUUAACCAGGAUCCUGAACAACCAUCCACUCCCGCAGGACUAAAUUCAGCAGCUAAAAAUCCUGACAAUCAUCAGUUUCCUGCUAAACCACUGAGAGAAUCCCAGAGCCAUCUCCUUACGGAUUCCCAGACCUGGACAGAGAGCAGCUCAAACCCCGGAAAAGGAAAAGCCGGUAUGAGCAACCCUGCAUUAACUAUGGAGAACGAGACUUAACUCUACAAUCAAAAUAAAAUCAUUUUUAAAAGAACAUACAGAAGUACUGUGAUGUCAUCCAUGUGAAAUAAAGAGUUAAAGUGCCCUCAACUCUUUAGCCAUUCCUAAUUUCUAACUGGCCUCAGAGGGGAGAACAAAGAAUUUACCUCCUGGAACUAGAUUGUCAUGCGGAACCUUGUUCGUUGCCCUCUACAUACUGAAUCAGAAUCUACAUUGACUGUGCCAUCAGUAAGAGCCUCUCCUGUGUGUGUCCAUUAGAUCUGGGGCUCUCUCGUCAAGAACACAUCUGCCAAGCCUCGCGGCACAGGACACGGUUUUGAAUAGGGGUUAUAUGAUAAUGCAUCAAACACUGAGUAAGUUGCUUAGUUUUUAAGUUUAACAUAGUUUUCAUGGUUUUUGUUUGCUUUUAAGGUUCCAGUGCUGUGGAAGAACGGAACAGGCUUCCCACAGGAAGGCACCAUUGGGCAAUUGUCCCUAUAUCUCUUUGGCUAAAUAUGCAAAUUUUUCUUCAGUGAUGGGGACCAAACCCAGCAGUAAGAAGAAUUCUGAGGAAUCACCAAACUUACGCUUAAAGCAGAACGCAGUUUAGUUCAGUAUAUAAACUGCUAUAACUAGUGCAAAUUACUAUUAAACUUUAAAAGUAAUUAAAAAGAAAUUAUUUUCAGCCAAAACCUAAGAAUAAGUUCAUGGGCCAGUUUACACUCAGAUAUUUGGGUUGUAUAAGUUAUCACACAAUCCCAUUAGUCAUUUGAUAUUCUGUUUCAGAAAAUUUAGGUAAAUCUUAAUAUUUCAAAAUUUCCAAGUCAUGUUAUCAUGCUAAGCUGUCUCUGGGAGCAGGUUAAAAAAAAAAAAAAAAGCAUCCAUCUUUGAUUUUUCCCUGUAGUGUAAAACUGGCUUCAGAUGAGAAAGCUAUACUAACUACGAAUUCAUUAUGAAGGCCAUGUAGUCUACAGCUGAAGGUCAUCAUCCAUUUGUGGAAGGUUCUAAUUCUAGACUUUUUCUCCCAUUGCAAAAUAAGUAUGAAUCCUGAAGCUUGAGUUCACUGUUGAAAAAAAUUGGAUAAAAACUUUUGUGAGCAUUAAUGCGUUGUUUUGACAAAGAACUUAUAUCAGAAAUUUCUUGUCUUCUAAUUUGAAAUCAGAGAGGGGUUAUGCUAACUAUUAUUAAGAUUACUUGAUUUUUUAAAACUACUUACUCUAUUUUAUGGUGAAGUUACUGAGUUUCUAAGCAUUUCUGACGGAUUAAUGGAUUAUCCUCUACACCUGUGUCAUCUGCGUCUUUUCAUCAAGACUAUAAUUGUUGCUAUGUAUUUUUCCUCAAAUGCCUAUCAACAUUCAAUUAUGCAAAUUGUUUAAAAUCAUAUACUUUUGGAAGUUUACCGCGAACUAAACAGUAUGCUCUUUGAAAGUGUAGUUUAAGGUAAACUGAAAUAAUGUGGUUUUUGGUGCCAAAAGGUUUGGCCUCAGUGAGUAUACUCAGAAGCUCCUGUGCCUUGUCUGCACUAUUUACAAAAGGAAAAAAUGUCUCAUUAAAAACAAAAAUCUGGGAAAUAAGUUUUAUAAAUUAACCAUUAGAAUAAUAGUAAGCUGUGUGGUUCCUUUGGUACUAAUUUUGAGAAUUUUGAAAGUAUAUUAGCUUUUUUUUUUUUUUUUUUUUGAACAGCUAAAUAACUGACAUAAGCAAGAAUUAACUGCAAACUAAAAGACUGGGAGAUAAUAGAUCAAUGCAAGCUCCUUGCCAUUGCUCACCCUUGCUAAAGCGUUUAGAGUUUCCUAUUCAGCGUGUUUUGGGACGAACCGACAUCAGCCCAGUGCACUGUGUGUGGUCCACUUGGGUGCAGUUCUGUGAAGGAGGAUGAUGGGUGGGUUCACAUAUCCCAAGCUAGAGAGUUUGCUCUGACAAUCUACUUCACAAGACUCAGAGGACGGGGUGUGCUUCCCCUUUGUCUUCAUGCAUGUUUUGGUCAUUUGUCAUUACCGGAAGUGCCAGCCUGGAGUCCGUCGCUCCUGCAGAAGUCGUUUGGGCAGCAGCAUGCAGUGUGUUAGAGGACCUAUGCAGCAGGUUUUUCUGAUAGCACAGUGCUCCCUUAUCCGUUUUCCAGGACCGCAGUUUCUUAGGCAUGUCCUUUUAUCAAACUGGAAGCUGGUGGGGACGGGGGGGGGGGGGGUUUACAUUUUGCCCUGCUAGAAUACUGUUAUUUCUGCCCUCUUUAGGUCAUUUAUGUACUUAUUUUAAAUACCUAAGUCCAUACACCUUAGAGUCAAAUUGGAAAAACAAUUUAAAAAAUAAAUUUUUUUUUCAAGA
This is a messenger RNA of Psammomys obesus (fat sand rat), 3854 nucleotides long. RefSeq names its product zinc finger DHHC-type palmitoyltransferase 2 (gene Zdhhc2). Gene Ontology annotation, molecular function: protein-cysteine S-palmitoyltransferase activity. Gene Ontology annotation, cellular component: Golgi apparatus; endoplasmic reticulum. The record is from RefSeq and is a predicted model, not a curated record. The transcript has 13 exons. NCBI's taxonomy places the organism in Eukaryota, Metazoa, Chordata, Mammalia, Rodentia, Muridae. Gene Ontology annotation, biological process: protein targeting to membrane; peptidyl-L-cysteine S-palmitoylation. The coding region runs from base 450 to 1550 and encodes 366 amino acids.